Molecule: messenger RNA, 1956 nt
Organism: Ostreobium quekettii
Lineage: Eukaryota; Viridiplantae; Chlorophyta; Ulvophyceae; Bryopsidales; Ostreobiaceae
Source: the annotation of a GenBank genome assembly
AUGGCGCGAACGGCGAUCGCCACCGCGUUUCUUCGGGUGGCGUUCUUGGCGCUCUUGACAGUCUACGCUGCUCUGGGAUUCACAGCUGAACACCCAAAACAAGCGCAUGGCGAUCGGGAGCGCUUUGAGGAGGAGUUGCUGAUCAAGCCAUUGCCCGAUGGCCAUGUGCUGCUGCAUUUCCACUUCACGCAUUGGACGCCUGCGAAAAAGCACCACCAACUGUUCCCCCGUGCUGCAGACCAGCUGUCCCAGGCAUUGGACUUCGAAGAAGCUGAAGUGUCUUUCACCCGUGGUCGCUGGGACAACAGGAGAUGGGGCGAUCCAGCUGUGCCAGCGAAACCCAUGGGCGCUGAGCUCAUUGCUCGAUUCCCCAGUAGCCUUGCAGCGCCUGAACUGCCAUCGGCCUGGGGGAACCUUACGCAUGCUUUCAGUGGGCUACUCUGCUCAUCAUUGAACUUCCUUGAGAGGUCAGAGAUGGUUGCCCUACCAGAAUUCGUGUUCAAAAGGGAGGCUGGCAGCUGGGUUCAUGGUCUGCUGCCCAAGGAGGCUGUGUGCACUGAGAAUCUGACUCCAUGGUUGAAGCUGCUGCCAUGUGGGGACAGUCAUGGUCUGGCAGCGCUGAUGGACAGGCAUGUGCUCUACAGUGCAGACUAUCAUUCUCUUCACACCCACAUUGAAGUUACGCGAGGUCACCCAUCUAACGGUGGAAACGAACAGCUCCUGACUCAGACAUUAACCCUGGUCGUCAGGGGUUCCCAUGGAAUGUCAUCACUGUCUGCCAGGCCAUCCAACUGGUCGCUGAGCUCAAUCAUGGCUUCGCCACCAAAGGGCGCCUGUGCAGUCGCUUCACAAAGUCAAGUGUAUGUGCAGAUUCCUGGCCAGCUUGUAGACCGUGCCAAGGGCGUUGAAGAAGUAGAUACAGUGCCUGGGGGUGGGGACCACACAUUCUCUGCACACAACAACGCUUUGUACAUUGUGGAUCCUGCGCCCAACAAAACCCUCAAGCUCACCACCAUGGGUGUGGCCACAUCUGAUGCUAUCUUGGUGUAUGAUUUGGAAGUCAACAGCAGCCUUGACCCUGCAUUCUCCUGGCGUGUGGCGGGGAAUGGGGGGUGGGAGCCGCGGGGUGUGCAGUGUGAGGUGCACACCUAUAUCCGCAAUGGUCAGGGCGAAUCAGGUGGUUUAGUGGUGGAGGUCGGCUGGACAGGGGCAGGUUCAGCGCCGAGCAGGCCCAGAGGCCUCCUUCGGCACGAGCUCAAGAAGCUGUGCUUGCUGCAAACCGUGCCUUGGUUUGUGAGGGUAUGGAUUCACACCAUGAGGAUGCUUGUCGAUGGCCAGGAUUAUCCCACUGCUCGUGCCGUGUACAAGCAUAUGCUGGGCAUGUCUCAAGACCGAAAGGCCCCAGCUAUGCUGGAGCUGUGCCUGCAAGUGCCUGCCACUGCAUCUUCAAUGGCCAUAACUGUGGACUUCACUCCAGCAUUUCUGUCAGUGACUGAGCAUCCUCCUGAUGCACAUCGGGGUUUUGACAUUCCCCCUGCUCUCGUGACAUUUCCAGACGAGGAUGAUUCCACAGGUGUGAGGGCUGAGGACCUGAAGAAACCAAGUGAGAGCAUCCAGGUGCUGCUGCAGCUUCUUCAGCACAGUCAAAGAAAAUAUGUCUACAGCCAGGGCACGUUGGUGUCCUUGGCGACUCCAGACUUCAGUAUGCCAUACAAUGUGUGCUGCCUCACAAGUACAGUUCUUGCGAUCUACAUUGGCGCUAUGCUCAAGGCACUGGUGAAACGAACAGAUGCAGACGAAACAAACGAGGGACGGGAAUGGAGGAAAAGGUUGGCGGGCGGCGUAUUGUUGAUGAUUUUGAUGAUGUGCUGGGUAUUGUACAUGGACCCAGAAACGAGAGCCCAACUCGUGCAAUGGCUCACAGAUGUGGGGAUUUUGCACGUUCAGACCAACUGA